AUGCGACUUGAGAAGUGCUGGUUCUGUAGCUCCACCGUAUAUCCUGGUCACGGAAUAUGCUUCGUGCGUAACGAUUCAAAGAUGUUCCGCUUCUGUCGCUCGAAAUGCCACAAGAACUUCAAGAUGAAACGGAACCCUCGGAAGGUUAAAUGGACAAAGGCCUAUCGGGCGAUUCACGGCAAGGAUUUAAGUGCUGAUAACAUAUUCAAUUUCGAGCGGCGGCGUAAUCGACCUGUAAGAUACAAUCGGGAACUGACUCACAAGACUCUGGCAGCCCUUAGGACUGUUGAUGAAAUUCGUACUAAAAGGGAUAAAAGGCAUUACGAACAGCGCAUGAAAGGAAUAUCUGAUCGGGUGAGGAGGAAGGAUAAAAGUGAAUUACAGAAGCAAGUGCAUUUGGUGAAAGCUCCAACUUCUGCUGUUCAGAUUGCACAGACAACCCGAGAAAAGGUGGCUGUGUCGAAAUAUACAAGCUUGUCCAUCCUCUAUGAGUAG
This is a messenger RNA of Ostreococcus tauri, 495 nucleotides long. RefSeq names its product Ribosomal protein L24e, conserved site. The transcript has a single exon. NCBI's taxonomy places the organism in Eukaryota, Viridiplantae, Chlorophyta, Mamiellophyceae, Mamiellales, Bathycoccaceae. The record is from RefSeq and is a predicted model, not a curated record. Gene Ontology annotation, biological process: ribosomal large subunit biogenesis. The coding region runs from base 1 to 495 and encodes 164 amino acids. Gene Ontology annotation, cellular component: nucleolus.